Molecule: messenger RNA, 1209 nt
Organism: Plasmopara halstedii
Lineage: Eukaryota; Oomycota; Peronosporomycetes; Peronosporales; Peronosporaceae
Product: Cytoplasmic dynein intermediate chain
Exons: 5
Coding region: 1-1209 (402 amino acids)
Biological process (GO): intraciliary transport
Cellular component (GO): cytoplasmic dynein complex; ciliary plasm
Molecular function (GO): dynein heavy chain binding; dynein light chain binding
Source: RefSeq, a predicted model, not a curated record
AUGGUGCAACAUCCACCACUGGCAUAUGGACGAUUUGACCAUUCUGGAUGGUGCAACUAUCGCUCGGCUCUUUGUUUAUGGAAUGUCUUCCAGUCCGAUAUAAAUGUACACAAACCGUCGCUUGUAUUGGAAACAUCGAGCGGACUCAUGUGUGUCGCUUUUCACCCCGAAAAUCCCUCAAUUGUUGCUGCAGGUUCUUUUAAUGGAGAAGUCUUUGUGUGGGAUCUUGAACCUACUGAGUAUCGAUUCUAUUCUUCUGGUAUUGGCGAUUAUUUUCAUCGUGAACCUUUGACUAAAGUUGCAUGGGUCUUUGACAUUCAAAGUGGUGAUUACAAUAUUGCAAGUAUUAGUGGUGAUGGCAAAGUACUAUUUUGGCGUUUAAAAGACAAACUGGCAUUUCCUGUCGAAGGAUAUGUUCUACAUGUAUCAAAGAAAUUGGAUUCUCGGUAUCAUAAGAACGAGAAUAAACGUAUAAUUGGAGGAAAAGCUUUAGCAUUUAGUUGUUCGGAUAAAGCUAGUCGAGCUUUUAUUACUGGAUCUGAAGGUGGAGCUGUAGCUCGUUGUUUUGCCAAAAGCACAACAUCAAUUCGAGCAUCGGAAUUCAAAGCGUAUGCAUGUGCUAAACGUAGUAAGGAAGUGACAUUAGCAACUGUAUACGAAGCAAGACUUGAUCCGGUUACGAUCUUUCCAAGUGCCAUGGAUUUUAUGUUUGAACCACAUGGAGCUCCAGUAUAUGAUGCUGAUUUUUCACCAUUUCAAAAAACAAUAUUUCUUACAGCAUCAGCUGAUGGUACUAUACAUUUAUACUCGACAUUGCAAUAUCACGCAAUCCUAUCGAUUGAAGUCUCACCAUCAUCUGCUUAUCUUUAUGCUACUCAAUGGUCUCGUACACGUCCAAUGGUCUUUGCAGUAGCAAGUGAAGAUGGAAAUAUUUACGUCUUUGAUUUCAAAGUGAAUCGUGUGAAACCAGUUGUGGUUUUAAGUGGAAAAGACACAACAAGUCUUCUUGAAAGUACUUCCGUUACUGGAAAGACAAAGACUGAAGUAGCAGUUCCGAUGUUUACACUUGACUUUAAUCCACGACAACGUAAUUUUCUGGCAGCUGGAGAUGCUGCAGGAUAUGUUCACAUUUGGAAACUUCCGUGGCAAUUCGCGAACUUUCAAUCAGGUGAACUUGAGCUUCUUAAAGCAUUUGAAGAAAAUAGUUAG